Ixodes scapularis (black-legged tick) is the source of this 2545-nucleotide messenger RNA. RefSeq names its product golgin subfamily A member 5 (gene Golgin84). The record is from RefSeq and is a predicted model, not a curated record. The coding region runs from base 260 to 2422 and encodes 720 amino acids. Gene Ontology annotation, cellular component: Golgi membrane; Golgi cisterna. The transcript has 15 exons. Gene Ontology annotation, biological process: Golgi organization; retrograde transport, vesicle recycling within Golgi. NCBI's taxonomy places the organism in Eukaryota, Metazoa, Arthropoda, Arachnida, Ixodida, Ixodidae.
AGAAAACUUCUCCGAAACCUACGAGGCGACACGUAUGAUCCCUGAGGUUCUCUAGCUAGUGAUGUUUCGGUGCAUCUCAGAACUCGGAACUUUUUAAUAGUUGCGUUAUAAUUAUUUAUUAGCAAUGUUUGUCAGUUAUCUGCACGCGUUUUGUACACUGUGACGGUCGUGGAUGUAAUCUUCCAUCGGCUUAGGACCAAGCGGACGCUGUGGAAGGACUAAAACACCCCGCUUUUGAUACCAACAACACACGGACGGCAUGUCGUGGUUCACCGACAUUGCGGGCCGUGCGGAAGACUUCCUGACCAAGAUGGACCAGACUGCGGCCACCGCACUACAAAGCGCAAAGUUGCCCAACGCCAAGACAACCCUCAUGUCGUACGCCAAGAGCCCCAACGUUGGGCCCAACGCCGGCUCGACGUCGGGUAGCCUUCCCAAGACGACGAAAUCGACGGCCAUGUCGCUGACCUCUUCGAGCAGUCCGAAACCGCGAAGAUCCAGCCUGCAGAACAGCGAUGACAAGCUGUUGGAAUUCCUCAACAGCCCGGAGCCGACGCCCCUUGCUCCGAAACGGAGCUCAUCGCUGGUAAGGACGGUUCGCUCGCGCAGUCCAGCCAAGCAGACGCCGGACGAAGACGAAGACGUUGGAGCAGUAGAUCGGUCGACGGCGAAGGGCACAGAAGAACCAACGGUGGACACGACUUUGCCUAUCCCAACAGACCAAGAUGUUAGCGCUGCGGAUGUGGCGGAACAGGACCCAGUGGUUCGGAGAGCGUCAAUUCAGCAGGAAGAGCUGCUGAAGUCUGCUGCGUGUGACGUGGACGCUGCGUCCGAUGACAGCAAGCUGGAGGGACUGGAACAGGAAAACCGUCUGCUGCGCAAAGAGGUGUCCUGUCUCAACCAGGAGGUGGCCACUGCUCUCCAGAGGGCCAAGAACACUGACCUCGAGAAGAAGCAUCUUCAGAGCCGGAUGGACCACUGGAACAGCCAGGUGUCUUCAAGUGACUCGGCGAUCCGCGAGCUGCAGGCCAGGGAACGUGACCUGUCAUCUGCUCUGGACGCCAAGGAUGCCCAGCUGGCCGUGCUCAGGGUCCGUCUGCAAGAGGCCGACCAGGAACUGGGCACCAAGCGCCGGCUGGUGGAAGAGCUACGCACCGAGAACCAGAGGCUGUCUAAGGAGCAGGCGGACGUGUCCCAGGCGCAGGGGCAGACGGUAGACGCACUGCGGGACAAGUUGUCCCAGACAGAAGAGGCGCUCCGCAAGGAGCAGGAAUGCCACCGGGUCACUCAGAGCGAGUCGAUGCAGCGGCAGCAUCGGAUGGAGGGCGAAAUCGCCAGCCUCUCGGAAAGCCUGACCCUUGCACAGCGGCAACUCACAGAACAGAAAGCGCAUGCCAAGGAAGCCACCAGCCAGGCGUCGUCGCUUCGCUGCAGCUUAGACCUGGCUCGUCAGGAAUUGGCCGAUUACAAGAACAAGGCGCAGAGGAUCCUUCAGUCGAAAGAGAAGCUGAUUGCUAGCCUGAAGGACGCAGCCAGCGUGGGCGGUUCUCCGCUGGACCUGUCCGACUCGGAGGGCAACCGAUCCAACAUCUCUGCGGCGGAGCUGGAAGCGACCACCCAGGAGUGCGAGCAGCUCCGCGCAGAGCUGCAGCGGACCCAGGCGCAGGCGGAAGCGCUUUCGGCCGACUUCCACGAGCAGGAGAGCGCUCUCCGCAGAGAGGUGGAGUCCCUUCAGGAGCAGCAGAGGGCGCUGUUGGAAGAGGUGCGCCAAGAACGCCACCAGAGGCAGGACGCAGAGCUCGAAAGCCGACAGACCGCUCAGGCGAGCAGUCUGCUCGAAGAAGACCUGCGCCGGGCCAAGGAGGGGUUCCGACAACGACUGGCAGAACGGGACGCCGAGCUGGAGAAGCUACGCAAGCAGAUCAUGACGAAGUCGAUGAGCACCACGAGUGAAGCGGAACUCGAGGCCCGGCUUCACGCUCUGACGGAGAGCCUGAUUCAGAAGCAGACGCUGGUGGAAGCCCUGAGCACGGAGAAGAACUCCCUUACGCUGCAGCUCGAGAGGAUGGAGCGCCAGAUGAAGGAGUCUCAAAUGCACGGUCCAAAGCCCCACACAGCAAUCGCCGGAUUCGGUCAGUCGUCCGAAGACAACACAAGAGCCAGAUUACCCGGGAUGUUUACGGAGUCUCCCUUCGACGGUACCAUGACCCGAAAGGUCAAGAGGGCAUACGGGGUCAUUGACUCCUUCAGCGUACGUGCGGGCGUGUUUCUGAGACGCUACCCCCUGGCUCGCAUCUUUAUCCUGGUCUACAUGGGCCUGCUUCACUUUUGGGUGAUGAUCGUGCUGCUCACCUACGAACCCGAGAUCCACGGGCCGCACUCCCUCACCAAGCAGACCGGCGGACUGCCCAAGCAAGCGUAGCGCGCGAGCGGGGACGCGUCCGUCGAAAAGAGCAGACUUUCUCCCCUGUACAUUGUGUCCAUAACAGAGGCGCACGCUUUCAAGUGCCGCUCCAUUAGAAAUAAACGACGAGUGCAUAUCAUA